GUCAGGGAGUGGGCGGGGCCUGUGCUGAAGGAGAACUGGAAUUCGGCCGGACUAGUCCUCGUGCUCCGCGCGCGCAGAUUUCUGAUUGCCAUGGCUGCAGUUGACAGUUUCUACCUCUUGUACAGGGAGAUUGGUCGUUCCUGCAGUUGUUAUAUGGAGGCAUUGGCUUUAGUUGGAGCCUGGUAUAUGGCCAGAAAAUGCCUCACUCUUGUGUGUGAUUCUUACAGCUUGAUCAGGUUGCAUUUCAUCCCCAGGCUGGUGAGCAGGGCUGAUUUUGUCAAGCAGUAUGGAAGAUGGGCUGUAGUCACUGGUAGCACAGCUGGCAUUGGAAAAGCCUAUGCAGAAGAACUGGCAAGCUGUGGCAUCAACAUUAUCUUAAUCAGCCGGAGCAAAGAGAAGCUGGAGGCCGUAGCUAAAGACAUAGCCAAAACCUAUAAAGUUGAAACUGCUGUUAUAGUAGCAGAUUUCAGCAAAGGUCGUGAGAUUUACUCUUCCAUUAAGGAAGCCCUCAGAGACAAAGACAUUGGGAUUUUGGUGAAUAAUGUAGGAGUGUUUUAUACCUGCCCGGAAUAUUUUACCAGGUUGUCUGAAGAUAAACUGUGGGAAAUUGUCAAUGUAAAUAUUGCUGCUGCUAACAUGAUGGUGCAUAUAGUGCUGCCAGGGAUGGUACAGAGGAAAAGAGGGGCGAUUGUGAAUGUUUCUUCUGGAUCCUGCUGCAAACCCACGCCACAGAUGGCAGUGUAUUCAGCCUCCAAGGCCUACUUGGACCACUUCAGCAGAGCACUACAUUACGAAUAUGCUUCAAAAGGAAUCUUUAUUCAGAGUUUAAUCCCAUUCUUCAUCUCCACAAACAUGAAACAAUUUGGUGAUCGCAUUCUGUCAAACAAGUUUUUUUUUAUGCCUUCAGCUAAAGUAUAUGCACAUCAUGCUGUUUCCACCCUUGGGAUAUCCAGAAGGACUACAGGAUACUGGAUCCAUUCUAUUCAGUUUCUGCUUGUACAGUACAUUCCAGAAUGGUUCUGGGUUUGGGGAAUGCAGAUUCUCAACAGUGCUCUACGUCGGGAAGCCAUAUCCUGCGGAAUAUAUUAGGAAUAUCAUCUAGGAAAUAGCCAGUGUGCUAAACUACUGCAGUAGCCUAAUUUGAGCAUUGCAAGAACUUUUAAAAAAAACAAACAGUUUGCUAAUAUGUCUUCACCACAAACAAUAUAUGUUUCAUAGUUACCAGAGAAGCCUGAAUCCUGCCCCUCUCUUGUACUACUGGGCCCAGAGCAAAAGCUGAGCAGGACAUAACUGAUUUUUGUCAAGUUUAGUUCAGAUAGUUAAACCUCUGAGUUUCUCAUGUAAUUGAAUGAGAAUGGGCAGUGUGCUGAUCCUGCAUGGAGUUGACUGGUUAUGGAAAUCCUAAUAAUAUGAAUGGGAAUUUAGAUAGCCCGGUGUUUUGCAGGAUUGGGCACUGGAAGAGUUGAAGGGGAUCGCAAAUCAUGUGUUAUAAAGACAAUCUCCAAUUUUAAAUGAACUAAAUCUCUUUACCGGGGACUAUCUUGUGUUGGUUUUCCAGUCUUGUCAUUGCAGGUGUUAUGUUGAAAAAUGUAUAAGGUUACUUUUCAAAACUGGGAAAAAGGUAGAAUGCAUUUAAGCCUUUUUAGUUAUUAACUCUUUUGUUUGUGUGUGUUCUGUAUUGCUAUGAUAGAGCAGCAGUAAAGUUCAAAUAAAAAUGUUUGCUUGCUUUCCUAUACCAAGUUUGAAAGAUUUUGAUCCAAUUUUCAAGUGGAUACGCCAUUAAUAAUCUGUGAUGUCUGAAGAAUUUAAUCAGAUACUUAAAAAACUAUUUUAAAAAGUCCAUGAUUUAAGGUGGAGUCUUUUGAGCUUAAAAUAUAUUUAGGUCGUCUUUCUUCUCUAAGUGAAAACCCUAUUAAUAUUGUAACAUUUGCUUUUAUGUUGCUAGUACUGUAGCAUUUUUUACUACUUUCUGUCCACCUUGUACCAUAUACUAUGAUGUUAAUACUCACCACAAAAUCUAAAUUUUCUGAGAGUCAAAUGUGCUAUUUUUUGUUGUCUACAUAUAAAUCCCACGUUAAACCAGAAUCUGAAUUAUGCAUAGUAGAUUUAUCACUGUUUUCUAUGUAAUAUCAUUAGGAUUCUGUAUUACCACCACCUGAACUGUUAUAGUGAGACCAUUAAAAAUAUAGAAAAAUGAU
Molecule: messenger RNA, 2198 nt
Organism: Gopherus evgoodei (Goodes thornscrub tortoise)
Lineage: Eukaryota; Metazoa; Chordata; Testudines; Testudinidae
Gene: HSDL1
Product: hydroxysteroid dehydrogenase like 1
Exons: 5
Coding region: 91-1089 (332 amino acids)
Molecular function (GO): oxidoreductase activity
Source: RefSeq, a predicted model, not a curated record